AUGUCGGAUCUUCUUCAAACUGUUCAACCAACCGCUAUUUUAUUUUCAGUCGAUCCGGAUUUCUCGAAGUUUGUUUUUUGUUGAUUUUAUAUUUAAACAUUUCACUCACCUAAUUUUCAGUCAAACUUACAAAGGCCACGUCAAAAUCGAUUAUGAUGUGACUGGUGAAACUUCAGAGGUUCAAAUCCAAACUUCAAGCGAUUUUCAAAUUCAAGAUGUUCGUGUUGCUUUGUUCUACGAGUUCAAUCAAGGUUCCAAAGUUUUUGUUUCUCAUUGUGUCGAGGAUUACACUCUUGAAAACGAUAUUUUAACAAUUCCUAUGAGAGAACCAUUGAAUCCUGAAAAAGAUGAAAAUGGUUUUUAUAUCACUGUUGAUUAUAUUGGACAAGUUCAAGGUCCUGGAUACAAUCAAAUAAAUGAAGAAACGCAAGAAGCAAAUCUUGGGGAAGGGCGAGCACAUACUGUAUUCCCAUCUUAUGAAGGUAUUUCUUAUCCGAGAAUUUGGUUGAGUGUUUAUUCGGAUUAUGGAGUUACUGUGGAUUCAAACUUGGUAAGAAGGCGGAGCAGCGGAAAACUUAUUUUUGAAACUUCUCAUUUUCACUACAACUGUUUUUGGAUUUGGUUUUUGUUUAACUUUUUUAACCUAAUAAUUUUUCAGACUCGAACGAAUUCGAAUGAAACCGAUGGCAGAAUGAAACACAAUUUUUAUGGAGAAAAUCAAACUGCUGAUGAAUUAUUCUUCAGUAUAACUCUUCCUUCCAACCCUGAGGGCGAAAACACUGAACAACAACAAGAAGAAACCGAACCAGCGGCAGAAGAACAACCACAAGAAGAACCAUCUGAAGAAGAACCACAGCAAGAAUAA
This is a messenger RNA of Caenorhabditis angaria, 865 nucleotides long. The record is from the annotation of a GenBank genome assembly. Lineage: Eukaryota; Metazoa; Nematoda; Chromadorea; Rhabditida; Rhabditidae.